UGAGUUAAGGUCUAAAAAUGUAGACAAACAUAUAGAUGUGGGUAGAUUAGUUUUGAACAUGAGUAGGCAGUUAAUUCUGUAAAGUAUUCGUUGAGUAGUAACUGAGAGUUCAGUGAAGUAUUCAGUUUGUGAAAGAUCGAGUAGCUGUUUUUCGAGAGAAGAUUUAUCGAGUAAAAUUAAUAAGGAAAAUGAUGAAACGAAUUAGACUUGCAACUUUUGAUGUUACCAACACAUUGCUUAAAUUUAAAAUUCCAAUUGGAGAAGAGUACUCCCAAACAUCAAAUCUUUAUGGUAUUCAGAGUGAUGCAGCUCAGCUGAAUGCAGCAUUCAAAAGACAGUGGAAGAUUUUGAAUAAACAACAUCCAAACUUUGGAGCCACUUCAGGAAUUGAACCACAGACUUGGUGGACUAAUAUGGUAGGAAAAACAUUUCAUGAUGCUGGAUAUGAUUAUUUGAAUCAAACACAACUUCAGACUUUAUCUCGCCACUUGUUUAAAGCAUAUAGUACAAAAGCCUGUUGGGAGAUUCAGCGUGGAACACACACACUCUUGCAGAACCUUGCAAAGGCAAAUAUACAACUUGGUAUUAUUUCCAACUUUGACAACCGCUUACAAGGCAUCUUGAGUGAAGUGGGUCUUCUACACAAUUUUGAUUUUGUUAUUGACUCUUAUUCAGUAAAGGUCAAGAAGCCCAGUCGGAAGAUCUUUGAUUUGGCCUUGGAGCAUGUCAAGCACUUAAAGAUUUCACCAGACCAAGCUGUUCAUAUAGGAGAUGACUUGGAGGAUGACUAUCUAGGAGCCAAGAAUUCUGGUUGGAAUGCCCUGCUCUUGACCAAAAAAAAUAGCCUCUCAUCGGAGCAACUAAAAUUUGUUAAUGCAAGCCAUAUUCUAAAUGACCUAAGGGAAGCUGAAAAGCACAUACUGGAAUCUGAUAUUUUGAGCACUUAAAAACUGUCUCUCAAAAAUUGAUAGCUCUGAUAUUUCUGUAGAAGACAAAGUACUUGCUUGUAUGUCCUUUGUUGUUUAUCUUCAUAUUUCUAAUGUGAAAGUUUGUAUCAAAAUCUUUUCCAGUGGCUUUGUUCAUUUAAACAGAACUUAUCGAUUAAUACCAGAGUUUUAUGUGAGAGAGCCACCUUAAGCAGAUUGUGUUGAUUACUACCAGGGUUUGUGUA
Messenger RNA from Limulus polyphemus (Atlantic horseshoe crab), 1171 nucleotides. Its product is annotated as rhythmically expressed gene 2 protein-like. Lineage: Eukaryota; Metazoa; Arthropoda; Merostomata; Xiphosura; Limulidae. Bases 189 to 947 code for a protein of 252 amino acids. The record is from RefSeq and is a predicted model, not a curated record. The transcript has 2 exons.